Messenger RNA from Leptopilina boulardi, 2866 nucleotides. It is a transcript of the gene sip3, whose product is annotated as E3 ubiquitin-protein ligase synoviolin A. Bases 115 to 1845 code for a protein of 576 amino acids. Lineage: Eukaryota; Metazoa; Arthropoda; Insecta; Hymenoptera; Figitidae. The record is from RefSeq and is a predicted model, not a curated record. Gene Ontology annotation, cellular component: cytoplasm. The transcript is spliced from 8 exons.
GUAUCAGCGCUUUCUUUGCAGUUGUCAAAACGUAAAAUUUUCGGUGUGAUAAGUUAACAAGAAGAUAAAUUAAAAAUCAGCCUCCUGGCUGGAACAAAAUUUUGAAAAAAAAAGAUGAGGGUGGCGGGCAUAAUGCUGAUAAGCAUUGCUCUAACGAGCUUUGUUAUCGGCAAUGCUUAUUACCAAAAAAAACAAUUUUAUCCCUCCGUGGUCUACAUAACCAAGUCCAAUCCCAGUAUGGCUGUGAUGUAUGUACAAGGAUUGAUACUUGUGUUUAUGAUGAAUACAUUUUUAAGAAAAAUAUUCUUUGGCAAUUUAAGAGCAGCGGAACUUGAACAUUUGGUGGAAAGAGUGUGGUAUGCUGUGACAGAAACGUGUUUAGCGUUUACAGUUUUUAGGGAUGAUUUCAGUCCGAAAUUCGUUGCAUUAUUUACACUUUUACUGUUUUUGAAAUCGUUUCAUUGGCUUGCUGAAGAUAGAGUCGAUUUCAUGGAAAGGAGUCCCGUGAUAACAUGGCUAUUCCAUCUAAGAGUGGGAACAUUAUUAGUUCUUUUAUUUAUAAUAAAUGUGACAAUGUUUCAAUAUGCCUAUAAUUCAACACUUGCAAAAGGCGCAUCAGUGCAACUUGUCUUUGGCUUUGAAUACGCAAUUUUAUUGACCGUUGUUUUAAACAUUUGGAUUAAAUAUAUUUUGCAUACUAUAGACUUACAAAGCGAAAAUCCCUGGGACAAUAAACCCGUCUUCCUUUUAUAUACGGAACUUGUUAUUGGUCUUAUGAAGGUAAUUUUGUAUAUUGGAUUUGUCGUCAUAAUGGUUCGAAUAUAUACACUUCCCCUUUUUGCUUUCCGACCAAUGUACUACACAAUGAGAAAUUUCAAAAAAGCUUUUCACGACAUUGUCAUGUCUCGAAGGGCAAUUCGAAAUAUGAACACAUUGUAUCCUGACGCAACAGCUGAAGAAUUGGCAGCGGCUGAUAAUGUUUGCAUUAUUUGUCGCGAGGAAAUGGUAUCCGCGAGUAAAAAGUUACCCUGCAAUCAUAUAUUUCACACAGCAUGUUUACGAUCUUGGUUUCAACGACAACAAACAUGUCCGACUUGUCGUUUGAAUAUUUUGAGACCAACAAAUCGAAGAGAAACAAGACCACCUACACAACCACAAGCAACUGCUCAUAUUCCUCAAACUGUUCCCGUUCCUGGUGGCGAACAAAAUCAACAAGGUAUGCCAUUGCCGCCAUUUUGGGCGAAUUUUCAAGUUCCAGGGGGAGCAGCUCAUGUUCAAGCGCAAAAUAACGGGAAUUUACCAUUCCCGUUGCUUCAACCACUUGGAACAGGUGGAGUUCCACUUUUUGCCCCACCAUUCCCACCACUGAUUAAUUUACCUCCAGUGCCAACUCCUCCGCCAAAUUUAACAACAUUAAGCGAGGAAGAAUUACGUGCGAUGGAAGGAAAUCUUCGUCAAAACCUUGAGGCAAGAAUACAAAUGCUUCAAAGGAUUCAACUUUUAUUAGAUGCCGCAAAUGCAAUGAUGAAUCAGUAUCAAACUGUUGCUGCAACAUUAAAUACAAAUGUACCACCACCACCGACAACAUCGGCAGCGAAUGAGGUUCCAGAAUCGAAUCAAACCUCAACAAAAGAUUCCACAUUGUCAAAUGACAUUGGAAAUCAUAAUUCCAAGACUGUCGUAGAUUUUCCAAAACCAAGUACAUCAACGGAAAAUAAUUCGGCUCCAAGCACAAAUAGUAAUGACAUUAGUUCAUCUACUACAAUAAUCAACUCAGAAACCUCAGAGGAGCAGGAAAAUAUUAGGAGACGGAGAUUACAAAAAUUCACGACACAAGCAGAAUAAAAAACAUAAAUAAAACUCUGUGUUGUGAGAUUGAGAGAAGAAUGAUUAAGAAGUCUUAUUCUCUUUUGAUAGUUAUUCAUUCUGUGAAAGGAAAAAAAAACCGAAAAAAAAAAAGUGGUGUUCCCGACUAUUUGAAGAGAUUUGGAAAACUUAGGCGUUUGUUAAUGGAACUACAAUUGCAGAGUUUAUAAUGGAAAAAAAUAGGAAAAUUUUGUCGAUUUCAGAGUGAACUCUUCUUGCUGUGUGUAUGUUUGUGUGUAUGAAGCAAGUGUUUUAUAUAUAUUUAAAGAAAAAAAAAAAAGAAACUCAUCUAUGCGCUUAAAAAGCAGAUUUACUUUAUUGUACAUACGUAGAUUUUACAUUGGCGCUUUAGAGAGUUUUCUUUUCCUCUUUUUUUUCCCUCACGGCUAUGAUCAAAUUGUGAAAAAAAGAACAUUUUUCAAAAAUAUUCCUAUUUGAAAAAUUACAUUAAAAUUCGAAUUUUUUUGAAAAAUAAAAAAAUUACUACUCUAAAAUAAAUUGAAUUCAAUUUGUUCAUUGCCGUUUUUCUCUAUUAUUCAAUUAUUUACAUUGUUUUUCUUAUUAUAUAUAUAUAUAGUUAACUCAAAAAAAUUAUGAAAACAUUUUUUUUUUAAUUUUUUUUUCUUUGGUAAUACCAAAAAGAAAUAAUCACCGCCGCUCAUUCGCGAUAAGUGUAAAAAGAAGAUUUGUAUUACUAUAUACAAAAAAAGAACAUAAUUUUUGGAUUAUAUUUCAUAACGAAAUGUUAUCGACUUUAAUCCAUUUAUACAAAGAACGACGGCACUAAUAUAUAAACAUAUAUAUUAUUUUAAUAUUAUUAUUAAUUAUUAAAAAAAAAGCGUGCUAUCUGUUCAAUAUUUUGUUUUAAACGACAUCUGACGUCUGCAAUAAACUUUGUUAAUCUAUGUUCUGUUUUUUUUUUUUGUUUAUGUGAUUUUACAAAAUUUAAAUUUCAAACAUAGAUUAAUUUAUAAACAAAAUAAAUAUUUAUUUCUUGAAA